UUUAUUUUCGGCUGUCUAAUAAUCGCAUCGAAUUUCAUAUUCCUACCAACCAUAUACAAUGCAGAAUAUGCGUUCACGACAAUUGUAACACGAAUCAUUGAAAUUUGUCAAGCGGUGCUGGGUAGCUUUGCAAUUUUUUCGAUUUUACUCUAUUAUUGUAUAAAUGAAUCAACUUUUCUAAAAAUUGGAAAUUAUUUGAUUCAUCUUGAGGGUGCUUUAUGCCGGUUAAAACAACCACUGAAUUGGAAACACAUCUCUUACGUUUUGUCCUUUGUGUAUUUCUUUAAUUUCAGUUUAUUUGUUUCUGUUUUUGUUACCGAUAUCAUAUCCUUUAACAGUCCUGUUUCAUCCUUCGGAUCUAUUUUGCCUGCAAUUCUUGUGAGUUUUUGUUUUAUUCAAUAUUUUUCCGCGCUUAGUUUGACGAAUGCAAUUUCUAUAAACAUAAAUUGCGCUAUACAAGAUUUUUAUCGGUCUAAGUUUGGUGAUAUUACACUUAACACUUUAUUUGAGACUCGACAUGUGUUUGUUAGCUAUUCAAAGAUUCAUCUUGUUGUUCGAAUUCGAGACGUUCACGGUCAGCUUUGUGACAUUACCAAUGAAAUUUCACGAUUUUAUUCUUUGCCCAUCCUGAUUACACUCUCUCUUAUAUUCUACAUAUUAUUGUACAACGUUUACUACCUUUUUGAACCAAUCACGGUUCGGAAUGUAGGCGUGGAUUAUGUGAUUAUAGUAAAUACCUUGCUCUGGAUAAUUUCUAUGCUGUAUCCUCUUGGUUUAUUAACUUCCAAAGCGGCCAAAGUUACAAACGAGAUCGAAAAAGCUGAGAAUCUCGUACACGCGUUGUUGAAUUGCACGAUUGACCGACAAAUAAAAGUCGAGCUCGAACAAUUUUCACUUCAGCUGUUGCAUCGGGAAAUAAAGUUUGCAGCGAACCAAUAUUUCACAUUAAACAAUACGCUUUUUCAAUCGAUGAGCAAAGAAUACUUAAUUGAUUUAAUUUCUGCUAGAAUAUAG
Messenger RNA from Bombus impatiens (common eastern bumble bee), 1014 nucleotides. RefSeq names its product putative gustatory receptor 28b. The record is from RefSeq and is a predicted model, not a curated record. Lineage: Eukaryota; Metazoa; Arthropoda; Insecta; Hymenoptera; Apidae. Gene Ontology annotation, biological process: sensory perception of taste. Bases 757 to 1014 code for a protein of 85 amino acids. Gene Ontology annotation, cellular component: membrane. The transcript has 3 exons.